GCGAUAGAGAGUGAAUGGCUGUAGAGGGUAGGGGGGGGGGUGGAGGACAGGGAUGACUAUGAGUUUCAGACUCUGACUCCAGUGGCUGCUGUUGUUUUAACAUCUUAUGUGAUGCAGCAUCAUGACUAAGCAUGCAGAACAACCGGUGAAGAAGCACUUCGAGGCUGUGAAAGCAUAUGGGGCAGCUGAUAAGGGAAACAAGGUGUGGAGAUGCAAGUACUGCAACCAUAAUAGAACCGGGAUUGCCUCCCGCCUAAGGGAUCAUUUCCUGAAAGGUGCCUGCAAUGUCCCACGUCUGAGAGGGACAAUCAGCAAGGAAGAAUUGCUACGGAGGGAGCAGGGAAGAGAUGCCGCCAUUUCAGAGCUUGGAGGUGUACUUACUGGAGCUGGUGCUGAGGUCGAUCUGUCUUCGAGCGAGGAUGAAAUCGACACAGAGGAUGCAGUCACCACUGGUGCUCUCACGAAGUCCUCCACAACACACGUCAGGCAAACGAAGAUUGUCGACAACGCAAUUAUCAUCACUGCGAACGAGCAAACCCAGCGUACAGUCGGCGAUUGGAUGACAGUUGAGUGUGUGCCCUUCAACAUGAUGCGGAGCAUGUAUUGGGAUCACAUGGUGAAGGCGCUGAUGAACGCGCCGAAGUCCUUCCAGUACGCCAAAUUCGACGAGGUGCGAACGAAAAGGGUGGCUGUCCGAAAGGAUGGGGCAGCGGCGCAAGGAAUGGCCCGGCAGCGGUUGCAUGUUGCAACUCAAUGGCGCCGAGAGAAGGGGGCAAAGACAUACUUCGACAUUUUGUCCACGGCUAUCCGCAAGAUCGGGGAGGAGGCAGUGGUGGGGGUGGUGAUGGACAAUGCAGCGACCUGUGCAGCUGCAGGGCGGAUGGUUGAGGCGGAGUUCAAACACAUCUUUUCAGUGUCGUGCACGGCGCACAGCAUCGACCUGAUGCUCGAGCAGUUUGGGAAGAUCGGGUGGGUGGACGUCGUUCUGAAGAAGUCGGCGGAGGUAGUGAAGUUUUUUAUGAACCACUCGAGGGUGCGGGACUUGCUCCUCGUGAAUUCCCAGGGAGCAAUUCUCACAAGGCCAGGAGCGACUCGGUUCGCCACCAAUUUCAUCAUGCUGGACAGCGUGCAGGACUUGUACCUGCCGCUGCAAACUUGUUUGACGGACAAGGAUUGGAAGGAUAGCAUCGUGCUUCCCGAGCAGCGGCAUUUGUUUGUUGUCGCGACAGAGACAAUCCUCGACAAUGAUUUUUGGGCAGGAGUCGAGAAGGUGCAGAAGACGUCCGAGAAACUGCUUCAACUCUUGAAGUUGAGUGACGUAGUUGGACCGACGAUGAGCAAGAUCUACGGCGGGAUGGACGCGGCUGUGGAGAGCUUACGCAACGAGGAGUGCUUCACAGAAAUGGAAAAGGAAGAGCUCCAGGAGAUCUUAAUGCGGAGGUGGAACACUAUGACUUCUCCUCUGCAUUGUGCAGCAAUGUUCCUUGAUCCUGAGUUCAGGAACUCGAACUUGGAAAAGGACCUUGAGGUGAUGGAUGGUCUUUGGACGUGGGUGUACUCUUGGGCGAAACCAACGGAGUACAAGGAGUUGGACGACGAGGUGAAUUGCUGGAUUGAGGGGACAGGCAAGUUCAGAAGCGAGAGGGAGUGGAGAGCCAAGCUGCGUGGCGACAGGGAGGAGGCGGAGGAUUGUGAGGAUGAAGAUGACGACGACGAUGAUGGCGCCCGUGAUCACGUGGCCAAGGCAAGCACCAUUGCACGCCAGCGGGCCACCAACAGCUUGCUUGAGCUCGAAAGGGAGUUGAACAAGGAGCUACCUUCAUGGAGGAAGGCCAUACGGCCUUCCAAGUACCUCGCCCGCUUGCAUUUGCAGGAAUCUCAGCAUGCAGGCAAGACUAUGACAUUCGAGCACGCUGAGAAGUAUAUUAAUGCAAGAGCUCAAGCGUGCGCACCCAAUGUGAAGGCGCCUGCAAAGAGGCCUCCGGGGCGACCACGUGAGGUGGCACAUGUGCAGGGCACAGAGGCAGACGAGGAGUAGGCGCCCGGAGAUGCGGAGGCAUCCGAGCGGGGGAGCAAAUAGGAUGCUGGUCUCGA
Chara braunii is the source of this 2094-nucleotide messenger RNA. The record is from the annotation of a GenBank genome assembly. NCBI's taxonomy places the organism in Eukaryota, Viridiplantae, Streptophyta, Charophyceae, Charales, Characeae.